This is a messenger RNA of Acanthoscelides obtectus, 921 nucleotides long. The record is from the annotation of a GenBank genome assembly. Lineage: Eukaryota; Metazoa; Arthropoda; Insecta; Coleoptera; Chrysomelidae.
AUGGAGUGGGCAAAUGAUUUUACUAUCAAGUUUUUGGAAUUUUAUCAGAGCGAACCUUGUUUGUGGGAUCCCUCUGACGAAAAUCAUAAAAGAAAGGAGAAAUUAGCUGACGCCUGGAAUCGAAUCUCUGAAUCUACAGGCAAAUCUGUGGCAGAAUUAAAGAAGAAAAAAGAUUCUUUAAUGGCCACUUUCCGGGGUCACUUAAGAAGGAAAAAGGCGUCCAUUAGGAGCGGUGCUGGGGGCGAUGAUAUUUACAAGCCUAUAUGGUUUGCAUACAGCUUUAUGGAAACUUUUCUUGGUCAAAUAUAUGACUGCCACCCUACCAUAAACAGUCAAGACACGAUUUCUCUUGAUAACGAAACCCUCGAGCCCACAUCUCAAGAAUCAGAAUCAGAAAUCAAUGAAGUAGUGAAUGUUGUACCCUCAGCUAAGUCUCAGCAAGCAGCACUUGUAGCCAAACCUCACCGACCAACACCCUUACCAAUCUCUCAGCAAAGAUAUCGUCGUCGCCAAGUUCCUACGGAAUUGCUUCAAGCAGAAAGUGAAAUGAAGGAAGCCUUCUCAUGGGUGAAGAAUGUUGUGUCCAGAAAUGAUGAAAAAGAAGACGAGUGCGAUUUAUACGGUAGAAUGUUGGCGAAAAAACUACGAAAAAUUCCGGAAUUUCAAAGAGAAUACUUGAUGCAUGGUAUUAACGAAAUGGUCCUCAGGGCAAUGCAUCCAUCUCAUGGUUCUGUCGCCACGCCAUCCUGUUUCAAAUGGACCACCUUCGAACUCAUCGCUAAUUUCCUUAUUCUCGACCUACAUCUGCAAACAGCAAUAACUGUUCCUAUGCUUCAUCACAGGGUAUCAACGAGCAUGCCCAGGACCAAAUCGAAGAACACAUACAGGAAUCUGAUCCUAUCAGCCAAGCACUGUAUAUGA